AUGGGGCGAAAUUGUAAGUGUACAUUUCCUUUUAAACGCAAUUCGGAUUACCGUACACCGUUGUUCAUUUUCGCAUAUGAUGUCUUCAGGUUAUUGGCUUUCGCAGCAAAGAAUGCCCACCCACAGGCUGACAUAAACCAUGUCGAAACUGUAUUGCAAGAGGCAGAAGGCAUCGUGAUGGGGGAACAUCAAAUUCCUAUGCUGCAAAACUCAUUUGACAGCGGGAUCUACAUCUACCACUACCUCAAAGCUCUUGUUGACUCUAGCUUUGAGACUGUACGCGAAUGGAUUGGGUUCCGCGGUGUGAGUGCAUUGCAAUACCGUCGUUCAAUCCGCACAGACAUCUGCGAGCACGCCGAGGGGAAGCUGUUGCCAAAGCUGGCGGAGCUCGGCAUCAACGUCCCUCCACAGAACACUGGGACAGUGACAGAUGAUGGGACUGUUGUACAGCCAAAUGACGCUGAUGUUCGCGCGAAACUAGCAAAACUGCACACGGAAGUUCAGGUGAUGGAGCGUGAGGUGACAAUCCUCAAGGCCAGAGUCAUCGCUAUUGGGCAGGUACUUGGGUACACUCAAGACCAGCUGCUAGUGGCAGCAGCGUAUGUCCUGCAACAAAGCGGUACAGGGGGGAGCAGCAAGUCUGUCGGUGCAGGGAUUAACAUUGCUCCGUCCACACCCCAGCAGCCAUUGGGGAAUGCGGAUUAUUUCGGGUUCCCACGGUCCAUGGUGUUCGCCAUGCCAGAAACUGGGAGGGUGGCGACAUUGGACAGUGAUGACGACGCUGGCAAGAAAUGCACCUCGUUUUUUGUCUGCAAGAGUGGCAGUACUCAGCUGCCGCGGUACACUGGUGUGCGUCGCGAACGUACGACCGGGAAGUGGGGUGUCAAGCUUUUGGUGAUGGAAGAUGGGGUUCGGUCACAAAUCCGAUUGGGGGCGUAUACAUCCAAGGAGGAGGCAGCAUAUGCAUACGCCGCAGCGGCCUUUGUGACUCGUCCAGAAGAGAGUAUAUCGGACACAAAGCAGCUGUCGGCGGCCGAGAAACGCAUACUUGAUGGGUGCAACAAGGGCAUCAUGCGAACUCUCGCUCGAGCGCGCAAGUGGUGGCGUUGGAGAGAGUGGCGCAAGGUGUAUGAGGAGGAGGAACGCAAGGGGGCAGACGGAAAUCAGAUGUCAGCGACACAUUCAUGCGCUAAGAGGAGGAAGAAGGAUGAGAAGAUGUAUAGAGAAGUGAAUCGUGAUGGACUGGGUGGAGACGCGACUGUUUUCAAGGAUGUGCACGCAUCCAAGGAUGGAAUGAAGGACUCAAGGACGAAUCUGGAUAGUGUCAUCGUGGACAUCACCAAUGAUACGGGAGAGGACAAUCCCGAAUCAUCCGAGACCGAGGAUGCCUAA
Molecule: messenger RNA, 1392 nt
Organism: Closterium sp. Yama58-4
Lineage: Eukaryota; Viridiplantae; Streptophyta; Zygnematophyceae; Desmidiales; Closteriaceae
Source: the annotation of a GenBank genome assembly